UAGGGUUUAAAGAUUUUGAACGAAUAAACCCUAAACCUCUCUCUCUCUCUCCCUCCUUCAAAAGAGAGGGAGAAGUACUAAGCAACUAUCGUUACAUUUGAAAAAUCCCGAAGCUUGAAUUUUUCUACCAGUAGGAAUGGCUUUCUGGGGCAUUGAAGUGAAACCCGGAAAGCCUAUCACUCAUUCUUGUGAAAAGGCUAGAGGAAGGCUCCGAAUCUCCCAGGCGACACUGGGUAUUAGUGAUGCAACCAAGAAGAGUAUAGUGCAGUGCAAUGUGGGUAAAAGAAGUCCAGUUUUACUCUGCGCCUUGCUGCCCAACCAAACAGAAUCAUGCCAUUUAGAUUUGGAAUUUGAGGAGGCAGAUGAUGUGGUAUUUUCUGUUAUUGGCCCUCGAAGUGUCUACCUUACUGGCUAUUAUGUCCGACAAAGUCAGCAGUCAAAUCCCCAUAGUGAUACAGAAUCAUAUGGGGUGGAUAUUGAAAAUUCCCAGACAGAGGGAUCUAGUUACUGUAGUGAGGAUGAUAAAUAUGAGGAUAGUUUCAUUGAUGACGAAGAAUCGGAAGGUUAUUCACCAUCCCCUGUUUCAAGCAGCAAAGAAAAUGAUAAGCUGAAGAACAGAAAAGAUCAUGGUAAGCGACUUAAGAAGAAGUUCCAAGUGGUUGAGUCAGAUGAUGACACUAUUUCACGUGAAAGUGAAGAUGAAGAUGGCUACCUUUUAUCAGUUUUUAAGAGUAAAAAAGCUGCAAAGACAACUUUGGAUGGUGUUGGAGAAAAUAUUGCUCAGGCAACAACAAAAAUGGGCGAUAAGUCGAGCAAUGAUGGUAAAUGUGGCAGUAAAUCAAAGGAAAAGAUUGAUCCAGAAGAUAUAAAUGGCAAACCAGAGAGUGCAAAACCGAAAAGAAAGAGAAAAGCAUGCUCUAAUGAGGAGAAAUCAUGUGAAGUUGAGAGUGAUGACCAUAGCAUUCUCAGAGAAGAUAAAGAGCAUGAAGUUGAAGUCUCUACAAAACUCAGAGAAGUUGGAGCCAGUCAGUCGGUGCCUCCUCCAGAAUUGAGCUCUGAGAAUUGCAAAAAAGCAAAGAAGAGAAGGAAAAAGCUUCUCUUGGAAGGGGCAAGCACAGAAGGAAUUGGCAUGGAAUUUCACAAAGUUGAUGAAGGUAAUAAAUUGGAGCAGGAUUUACUGCAUGUUGACACCAUAAUAAAGGAUCUGCCAGCAGCAGAUGGAGAUCAGGAUCAGCACAGCGAUGACAUUUUCGACAUAAAAUCUGAGUUACCUGCUAAUGUUGGUCAACCUGAGAAGAAAAUUAAGAAAAAGAUGAAGAAGAAGAAAACUCAAGAUGAGGGAGACUUGAAGAUGGGUUUGCCUAAUACGAGCGAUAAUCAACAGAACACAAUCAUGAAAGAUGAGGAUCAGACUAAAAUAGCAGAGCCAAUUCAAAAGAGGACCUUAUCUAAUGGGUUGAUUAUUGAAGAGAUGGUAAAUGGACCAAGAGAUGGAAAAGCUGCUGCUGCUGGCAAAAAGGUGAAGAUUUAUUACACUGCUAUGCUGAAGGAGAGUGGUCAUAUUUUCGACUCAAAUGUGGGCAAAACUGCCUGCAAGUUCCGGUUAGGUGAUGAAGAAAUUAUCAGUGGAUGGAACAUUGGGAUCGAUGGUAUGCAUGUCGGUGACAAGAGAAGGCUAAUCAUCCCACCAUCUAUGGGUUAUGGGAAGCAUGGAGCAGGCGAAAAUGUUCCCCCAAACUCAUGGCUAGUGUAUGACGUCGAAUUGGUAGGUGUCCGCAAAUGAUUUCACAUUUUUGUCUGCCUUACUUUACCCUUUGAAUCCUUCCCUUCCAACUUGUUGCCCCUAAAAAUCUGGGAAGCAAAAUGAGGAUUGAGGCAAUAAUUUGGUGAA
Messenger RNA from Sesamum indicum (sesame), 1891 nucleotides. RefSeq names its product peptidyl-prolyl cis-trans isomerase FKBP43. Gene Ontology annotation, molecular function: peptidyl-prolyl cis-trans isomerase activity. Lineage: Eukaryota; Viridiplantae; Streptophyta; Magnoliopsida; Lamiales; Pedaliaceae. The record is from RefSeq and is a predicted model, not a curated record.